AUGUUUGGGACGCCUGUCAACAGCCCCACAUCAAGCCCAAGGCGUUUUCCGCGUGUCGAAACACCCGUUCACCGCGCCAGCCGUCGCCUACUAGGCCUGAGCCCAGAAUUUGGUCCCCUACCAGGAGGUCUGCCUGUUACCACGAGUGCCCAAGCCAUGGCAGACCCAGGCCCUGCACAGGUGACUCUUUUAACUCCUCGAUAUCCCGCGAGCUUCCACGGCAAUGCCUACGAGGACGCAGAAGACUGGCUCGAGGAAUACGAGCGCGUAGCGAAGUACAAUGAGUGGCAUGCUGGACAGAAGCUAUCCCAUGUGUAUUUCUAUCUUGAAGAAGGAGCCCGCACGUGGUUCGUAAAUCGCGAGAUACUGCCCAAUUUAUUCUAUGGGGAGCCCAUAGGAACCCGCUACCGUCCGCUACGAACCCAUAGGUCCGGCGACCCUUGUGCGUGCUGCAAUUCUACGCUUUCUAGAGAGCUACGAGCCCUCAUAUUGCUUAACAAGUGCAGUGAUAAAGCAGCGAUACUUCACGCAAGACACGGCAAUCCUGCGGAAACCACUGUACUUGAAAUUGCAGCGUCAAAGUGUCGAGCUCUCGCCGGAUCAAGACAUCGAUACGUUCAAACAACUAUUAAGUUGCGGCCGAGAUGCCUCCAUUGCAGUGACUUCUGUGGCAUUGAAAGUGGAAAACUGUUCUGUCGGAAAACACACAUCAGGUUUCACAUUGGAUCAAAGGAUUCCUCCUCUGCAACAACUAUCCAUGACGACAAGUCACAGCAAGGACACCUCCACCACUGUGAUCGCUGUGACUAUAAAACUAGAAAACCGUCUGAUCUGAAAGCGCACAUUAGGGCCCACACAGGCGAGCAUCCCUUUAAAUGCCCUUUGUGCUCUUACAGCUUCUCACGCAGAUGCCAUCUGAUUAUUCACCUGCGCGUUCACACAGGCGAGAAGCCAUUUCAGUGCCCUUCAUGCUCUCGGAGUUUCUCACAAAGACCCACUCUUAAUAGGCACCUCCGAGUCCACACUGAAACAUACCAGGGCAUGCAUACACUACCAACCACCCGCUUCAAUCCAAAUUUGUGCUUUUUACUGGCUCUCCACCCUGUGAGCAAGAAACAAGGUGCAAAAUCGGUCAUCGCAAAGCCUCAUCUUGCACCGAAGUCAAAGCAUCAGGCGCCUUUUAUACUAGAAGCUUCCAUUGCAGUGUUUUGAGCCAGCACAUAGUGUACAUAAACAUCUGACACUGAUUGGGAACAUCACCUAUGCUCUCUGCAGUAAGCUGUGCACAGGAGAAGUUCAUGCCUAUCUAUAGAAAAAAAUGUAGCCCAACCAGACAAAAUAAAAGGAGGUACUAGCAAUACAAAGUUUUAAAUGGCACUUUAUCCUUUCCCUUGAGUUUUCUGUUUUUGUGCUUUUUAUUAUGGAUCCUCCACAGUAACCACGCGAGUGCUGAACUUGAGCUGGUUGGUUUCAUGUCUCAUGAUUGUUAGUAACAGAACAGUGUGAUAAACGAACAAGGGCUUAGAGUCAC
This is a messenger RNA of Dermacentor andersoni, 1531 nucleotides long. Lineage: Eukaryota; Metazoa; Arthropoda; Arachnida; Ixodida; Ixodidae. The record is from RefSeq and is a predicted model, not a curated record.